AUGUGUGAUGUGUACAGAGUCUCCUCCUCUGUUAAAGUGCAGCAGAUGGAGGCAGAGCUGUCUCAUCAAAUCUCAGCACUGAAGACAGAGAUUGAAGAAAAUGGAUUUCCCAGAGGAGGAGCACCCUCCAGAUGUUACAGGUGUGGCAACUUUAAUGUCUUUAUCAUUCGGUAAAAAGUCCUUUUAAAGUGAUUUUUAUAACUUUCAAGACUAAAAUACUGUAAAUAAUUUAAGAUUAUUAUUCCCAAAACUAAUACUUCACCAUGUUACACCGUAGUUUGUAUGCAAGCAGAUUCCCGAUGUAAACUGUGCAUUAACAUACUUUCAUGUAUCUCAAAAGUGUAUUCACAGAUCCUCUAAUGUGCUUAAAUACUGUGUCGUAAAUUUUAAAUCUUCAUUUGUCUUUUCUUUCCUGUUACACAGCUCUUAUGCUUAACUAAACGCCAAAGAAUAAAAAUGGUUUUUGGGACAUGAUUUAAAAAUAGAAAAAAAGUGCGGGAUGUUUUAAUCUUUAGUGACAAUUUGUUCUACAAUUUGGGAGCCACAGCCGAGAAAGCUCGGGUGCCGCGGGUUUUUAAACGAGUUUAGGGACGAGUUGGAGGUGAUCAGUAGACCUCAAGGAAUGUGGGGGGGUAUAAACAUUUAAGAGGUCAGAGAUGAUAAAAACAUCAACAGAGAGAUAAAAACAAACAAUAAAAUUUUAAAUUGAAUUCUAAAAUGAACAAGAAGCCAUACAGUGAUAUUCAAAGGACUUAUUUUAGGAGUAAUUUCUGGCUUUGUUUCAGUUCUGUUCUCCCUCCAAAGGAUGUUAGUUUCUUCCGUGCUGAAAGGGAACAUGUUCUGAAGAGAGGGCUUCAGGUAAUCUUCUUUAAUUUUUAUAAAACACAGCCUGACAGCUGCAGAAUAUCAAGUUGUUUCUAGUUUCAGGGAUACAUGCAUAAUGUUAAUUUAAAACUGAAGCAUUUCCUGAGCUCUACUCAUGUUUUGGUUGCAGGUGGCUGAAGUUUUAGCUGUUCAGUCCUCUGCAGACAUCAUGCAGAGAGAGCUGGAGAGUUGCCUGAGUUUUGAGUACACUCCUGACGGUCUGCCUCUCCUGCUGCACCAGGUUAGGACAGAGCAAACACUGCAGGAAACAAAAUGUUGUUAAAAAUAGAUAAUGCAGCAGAAAAUGAAGAAGAGAAAGGUCAGUCACAUCAGUUUUCCUUUUGUGUUUAUUUCUCCACAGUUCUUCAUGGACAGAUCAUACCGUCUGGCUCAGAUCAAAUAUCUGCUCAUGCUGAGAUGGAGGAGAUUCUGCCGCCACACCAGCGUCAUUGAGAAGCUUUAUCCUCAUUAUAAGGUGACACCCUGAGCUGCAUCCUGGCUAAACAUCAAAGACUCAUUUCUACAGGCAGUUUUCAGCUGGUGUCUCAUCCUCUUUACACUUCAUUUUCUACAACUGCAGGGGUUUAAAGAGAAAACAUAAUGAAGACAGCGAGGAGCUCUACCUCUGUAUUGAUGGUUAAAACAGCUUCUGGAGUAGUUUUGUUAAAAUUAGGUUGCAGUAAAUGCUUUUUUAAAUUUCUGUUUAACCCGCCUUUUAUUCAUUUGACACUUCAGGUUGAUAAAAGUCCAGAAAACUUAUCUAAACUUUAAAAGAGUUAGAUUUAAAAGCCAUCUUACUAUCACAGGAAACAUGGACGAGAGGGUUUUAGUAUUUGCAGUGGAAAUACAGUACAAAAAUAUGAGUCCGUUUACUUAGUAGAGAGAGAAUAUUAGGAGACAAAUACUUCAGACUGCUCUGAACAUGAAAUGUUUGAGUAAGGGUUUAAUAUUCCUGCUACUGGGAGAUAGCCGCUUAAUCCAAACAGUGUCAAGCAAUUAAUUAUGUGUUUCUUUCUUAAGUGUCCUAGCUCUGUGUGUGUUAUGAAGAUAAAAACUGUUAUAUAAAGCUCCCAAAACUCUUCUACAAAUGUUGUAAACACCAAAAGUCCGUGUAGAGACGACAUUUUUAAAGUGAAGUUUUUUAUUUAGGAUAAUGAGGGUAGAGGUUUGGGAGUUAAUUAAAGUUUCACCACCUGUACUCGACCGUCGGGCUGAAUAUUAACCGUCAUAUUUUGUCUGACUCACUCUCCCUCAGGAUCAGAUGUUUUAUUUGACAAAUGAGUACGAGGAUGCGGUUCAGAGAGCCCGCAGACUGUCCACCAGCAGAGAGAAGAUCCUCACCGGCCGUGGAAACACCGCCGACCUGCUCACUCAGGACGAUGCGCUCAUUUAUCUCCGAUGGCUCGUCUGCCAUCUGCACUCUGUUCAGACUGUUCACAACUUUCUCAGGGUAAGAGUUCACUCUUUGUUGCGGUGAUUUGGAUUUUUGAGUCAAUGCUGCGUAAAUUAUAACAAAAGGUAAAACCGAAUUACAGAAAAAAAACUCCUCCUCAGGUGCUGCACUACUUACCUGCAUGUGAAAGAAAAGCUGAACCACAACCAAAGAAUAAUGAAUCCACUUUGACUCAACAUUGUGAUGGUAAGAACCUGUUUGUGUAUAGUAGCAAAUACAUAGAGGCUAAAAACUUCCUACUGAAUGAUUCAAAAAGUUGCAGAAGAACGAAGAAAAAGCACAGGUGAUCACAGAAUAAAUGCAUCUACAGGUUUCCCAGGAUUGUCUGUUCCUCUACUGACAGCUCACCUGGAGGAUAUUCUACCUGAGCUCCAGGGUUUGAUCGAUUACUUCCACCUGUCCUACGACACCCAAAAUCUCAGGACCACCGCAGAUGAGAUGGAGUUAUUCUCCAUGGUAGUGAUUUCAAAACAAACCCCUAAAACUCUGCGAUGUCCAAGUGUAUGCACUCAAAUGACAAAUCCUCCUGGAUCUUUGUCUCAGGUGUGGAGGGAGUUCAGACAGAUUUUCAGACGACAGGAGGAGAUGAGAACGUUCCCUCAUUAUGAUUGUUCGGAGGUCAAACAGAGCCAGUGGGGGAGGAAGAGCGCGAGCCAGGCUCUGAGGAAAGAGGCCAACUGGAUCCCCUUCAUACAGGUACGACCACAUGAACCAAACAGUCUCUCCAAAUACUUUCUUAGUUCUCCUGAGCGGACAGAUGGAGAACUUUAAUGUGCUAUCUUUGCACUUCACUGUUUUUGCCAAAUUUGAAGGACUUGCCUCAAACUCUCAAUGUUGCUGACACUCAGUUUGCCGUGAGAAUUUCCAGUAAAGCUUUGUCUCAUUUUGUACCUUAUUUCUCCGGCGAUGGGAGCGCAUUAGUUUAGUGAUUUUCUCCAUCCUGCAGGUGAAGCCCAAACAUGAUCCGUGGCAGCAGAAGCUCUUCACACAGCUGAAGGAGAAGAAAUCUGUGGAUGAGCUGCUGAGGAUGCACAGCAGGUUUCUGCAGGUAACAGCUUUAAAUCAGUGUCUUCAACUCACUCAUUAAAAAAACAUUAAAGAACAAAAACUAACAUACAACAUGAUACAAUACAACUACAAUGAGGUGUCACUCAAUGCAUUUGGUCAAAUCCUCUUGAUAUGUAUGAAUGUACAAGGGAGUGUUAGGGCCACAUUAAGAAAACGUAGUAAGUAAUGACUAUUCUUGUUAGUAAUGACUUUAUUCUCAUAAGAAAUUACUUUAUUAUUGUAACUAAUGACUUUAUUCUUUUUAGUAAUGACUUUAUUCUCGUUAGCAAUGAUUUUAUCCUCGUGAGUAAUGAAUAUUCUCAUUAGUCAUGACUUUAUGCUCAUUAGUAAUGACUUUAUUCUCAUGAGUAAUGAUUUUAUUUUUGUAAGUAAUUACUUUAUUCUCGUUUGUAAUGACUUUGCUUUAUUCUCGUUAGUAUUGACUUAACUUUAGUUGCUAAAGUAAUUACUUUAUUAUGACUUUAGUCUCAAUAGUAAUGUCUUAAUUCUCAUUAGUAAUACCUUUUUUCUCAUUAUUAAUGACUUUACUUUAUUCUCAAAAGUAACUUUAUUACACUACAUUACAUAUUACAUUAUAUUCUCAUCAGUAAUGACUUUAUUCUCAUUAGUACUAACGUUAUUUUCAUUAGUAAUGACUUUAUUCUCAUAAGUAAUGACUUAAUUCUCAUUAGGAAUGACUUUAUGCUUGUUAGUAUUGACUUUACUUUAUUCCCGAAAGUAAUUACUUUAUUACGACUUUAUUCUCGUAAAUUAAUGAUUUUAAUCUCAAAGUCUUCUUUUUUUUUUCUUAAUGUGGCCCUAAUAUUCUGUUGUAUUAAUGUAUUAAUGUAUAAAUGAACAAGUAUCAAUGCCAGGGCACAACUUUGAAAGAUGAAUCACUAAAAUUAUUGACUGAAGACAAAAGCAGAGCAAAAACCACAAAACAGACUAAACUCUGCCUUUUUUUUUUUGCUCUUACCUGCCAUCUUUAACAAGUUUUAUACACGCAAAUGUUUGAAUUUGUUCAGCCAGCAUCUCUAAAACUAACUUUGUCUUCAUAAAGGUAUCAUAUAUAUUUAAUUAAGGUUAUUCUCACCUAAUUGGUUAUUAAUUCAUGCCCACAAAUGACCGCCGUUUCUGUGGCCACGAAUGAGUAACUUUCGGUCACUUCUCUUUGAAGGUGUUGGUGGGGCUUUGUAGAUGUUGAAUUAAUUUUUUAUGACUUGGUUGUUUUGAAGAUAUCAUGGUUAAACAUUUCGCCUCAUUAGGAAGAAUCAGGGGUGAGGCUGACUUGACUGACGGCCAUUGUAGCUGUUAGCUUCAUCUUAGUAGAAAGUGAGCCUGAGUCAGGGUUUCCAUCAUGGCCACUGUCAUCAAUAGGCUGCCAUGAAGCUCUAGUUGUGUUAGUGGUGUUUUCUGUGUAUCUAAUGAGGUUUUAUUUGGUUUCUACUGGUUUAAAAAUCCUCUUCCACCUUUACAGAGUUGUACAAAAUAGGGGAUGUGUCUAUAAACUCUGUGCAUCUGUGAGCAUUCAAGGCAGAUAUAUCUGUGUACAUCAUUUUAUCAGGUCCCCGAUGUUCUCCUCGUGGCUGCAGCUUUAAAAGAACACGCUGUUACUGCUGCAGAUACACAACCUGCACCGACCCCAUCAUCCCCGCUCUGCGGUAACACAAAGAGACACAAGAUCUCUGAGAUCUGGACUAGUGUUUACAGCGCUGCCACUCUCACUCAGGCAUGUAUCAUCCAGUUUUCUGCUCAGAGGGGUCGAAAAAAACAAAUAAAUCUCAGCUCCUCUCUGCGCUUCCUGUUUUUGAAGUCGUUUUUAUUGAAAGUGACGUUUGUCUUGUUAGGAAACAGAUGAUCGGUCAGGCAGAUCUGCAGGCAGAGGAGGAGGUCAGGGUGAGAGACGCCUGAGGAGUCAGAGCUCAAGUGCAGCAAAUAAAAGGUGUGUAUGAUUUUUAAAGCUAGUUAAAGUCAAAUUAAUCUACUAGAUUCUGAUUGAAAUCUUGUAUGUUCUCUUGAUUUGUAAAAGAGUAUUCUUCUGUGCGUCUACUUUUUCUGUAAAAUGCAGCUUCUCUUUGGAGGACAGCCUGCAGCUCUUGGGUCUGGAUGACUCCUUUGAGGACGGGGCCUCAGAUCUAACUGUAACCAGAGGAGCUCACCUGUCCCUGAUUUACCUGCGACAUCUCAAACUCAGACAGCUCCAGGUGAGACAGCACAUAAACAUACUUAUAAGGGGAGACCGGGGCUUGUUGUCACACGGGUAAUUUGUCGCAUCGCAAUUAUCUUUGCCACCAGAGGGCGCAACUUAAAAGCUGAAUUCUAGUUUUCUCCCUUUACAUGGUCAGGGGUUGUGUCCUGUCUGAGAAGAGGAGAAGAGCACAUUGUGAGCUGAGAUGAGCAGCACCAAUUAACCAUUUCGCACAACCCAAAGUUAAAAAAAUCACUUUAUAUAUUUUAAAAUAAGCCUCUUCCAGAUAAAAAUCCUAGCAGUGAUACAUGUGGACUUGUUAGAGGAGAGAUUAAGGCAUCCUGUCAUACCUCAGGCAUUGUUCUGUUUUAAGCUAACUAUAUGCAAGAGCUAGAAUUAGCAAACAUGGUAGUUUGGGGCAACAUGUCUUAGUCAUUUUGGGGUUAGUUGUCACAUAUCUAAAAGAGAUUAAAAUGAACAUAGAGAGUCUGCUUAUCAGCAGUUGUCGUACAGAAACUUUGACGUUAUUUUUACAGAAAAAAAGAGUGGUUCAAAGGAGAGGAGAAAACAAAAAGACAUGGUCAGGAAUUACAAAAGAAAAACAGAACAUGGCAGUGCAGUACCUGAUGUGAUGCUGAGGGUAGUCAGGCAGGUGAUCCUAGCUAAUAAAUCAAUCAGGAGGACAAUAAAGGACUUUAAUGUCACCUAUCAUACCUUGGCUCAGUACUGUAAAACACUCAUCCCAGCCGAAAUCCAGAGUCAGACAAUUAUCCAAACUCCAGAGCAUGCUGCAUAAUAUUUUAUGUUAACGUUUGUUUGAUGACUUUUUCUAGCUCAAUGAUAAACAUUUUCUGUGCCUGACUUUGAUGUUCACUUUCAUCUAAAAAAAAUGAGAACAACAAUUAUUUUGUUCUUGUCCUUGGUGGUGUCACAUGUUCACACUCUCUAUUUGAUUGCUUAUAACUCUGCACUGACACAAGAUAUGAAAAUGACAUAAUAUGAAAUAUAUACCUGAGACUUGAGUCUUUCAUCUGGUCUACAUUUUGUUUAUAUCUGAUGUAUUGAUUUCAAGAAAUAUGUAAGAGUGUACAAAGCGUGACAACAAGCCCCGGUCUCCUCUAAUUACAAAAAAAUAAUAAUAAGGAGAUGACUAUUAAUUUCUGUCCUGUCCAUAGCGUGUCUCUCUUGGGUUGCUGAACUACCUUCGCUCAGUGGAGAGGACUUUGACCUUUGACCUGGCUGGUCUGCAGAUGGAGGAGGGAGAGCUGCGCAGCACAGCGGAGGAAACAGGCUGGAUGAACGCAGCCAGAGGAGGAGGAGGAGGGGAGGCAGGAGGUCUCAGCUCACUCCAGUACAUCUAUAACACUCCUGUCGACUACAGGGUGAGAAAACGUAUCAGAUUAUCCUGAAACUGGUUCUGAAUCAAACGACGCUCUGGAAGGAAAACAUGAGCUGUCUGUGAAACAUUUUUCGAUUGUGAAAACUGUGAAUAACUUCAUCAUUUUUCCAGGUCCACUGCUCAGAGUUCAUGGUGUUUCCAGAGGUGGAGAAUCUUCAUGAUUUCUACAGCGCAGAGGAGCGGUUCAUCCACACUCAGGACCAGAGAGGGUUCUACAUCAUGUACGACGAGGCGCUGAAGGACCUGCAAGAGCUGGAGGAUGAGCUCCUUCUGGUUGGCUCACACUUCAUUCACAGAGACAGGGAGAAGAAGGUGGGAAACACGGAGAGAGCAGACAUCCACGCCUGGGCUGGGACCGAGAUUGAUCGAGUCGCUGUGCUUCUCGACCUGUGGACUUGUGAGACAGAGUUUUUGGAGAACAAAGUCCAGGUAUGAUUUUAAAAACCCUUUCUGUCGGCUGUCUAAUCACUGAAAUACAUGCUGAGUAUGAUCAGACACGGCAUGAGGAGUAUUUCUGUAGGAACGGUCUGAAAUCCAUCAUUUUUUCAUACUUGUCACCAGGAAAAUGUAAAUAUUUUAACCCUAAAGUCUAAAAAUAGGAUUUAUCUUCCUCUUUUUGGAUCUUCAGCUCUUGGACUGUUACUUUGAGGCCUACCAGCACACAGCAGGGACUGAGGAGCGGUUUGCAUUGGCCCGUGUGAUCACAGACAUCAUGCACAGUCGACCACAUCUGGACCUGAACCAGGACUACUUUGUUCAGGUCUAUAGAGCUGAGAUAGACUGCCUGCAGAUCCACCAGCAGCUGAUCAGAAACAUUUUGGACAACCAGGUAAAAAUCUGCAAAGAUGUGAGCAGGAUGCAGAGGUUUGGUGCUGUUAUUUGGAUUUUAAAUGCAAAUGUUUUAAGCAAAAAAAGACGCUAUGUACUUCAUUUUUCCUGUCUUAUAUUUACACAAAGUCAGAGAUUGUGAUAUUUGUCUCAUUAGAUCGAUAAGCAGCGUCAGUAUCUCCAUCGCGUCUGGAGAGACGACCACAAAGGCUCCAGUUCUGACUACGGCCUCCCACCAAACUACACCCCCAAACAUCUGGUCUCACUGGGAGGCAGCAGGUGAGUCGAUGCAGUUUAUUUGCAGCUACUUUUGCAGCCUGUAAUCUUUAUACUCACCUCAUCAUGUUGUGUUUGCAGCCCUGCGCUGAUGGACGUCUUUCUCCUGGAGGUCCAUCCCUCUCUCUGCUUCGCCUCUGCAGUCUAUGAGGGUUUAGUUCAGGCUCACUUUGAGCUCUGUCAGCUGCACCGUGCCACCAGCAGCACGGGCAGACUCAGCCUCAGACAGAAGCUCCUUCAGCAGGCCCUGCAGAGCUGGAGCAACCUGCUUCCUCCUAGAGACUCCUACAGCGCCCAGAUACAGAGAGACGUAAGUUCAGCUCCACCGUGAAGCUGUCUGAGUGAAGUCCAGUUUAAUCUUUCUUUCCUCUCUCAGUUGUUCUCAGACAUGUUUUUUGAGGACCCCAUCCUGGUCCAGAAUUUUGGGCUGUCUUUGGUGAGAUCUGCAGAGGAGAAGGAGAUGAUGCAGGGACGAGAGAAACAGCAUAACGCCGUGGAAACUUUCUCCAAGCUGCUAGAGCUGGUCACCAUCCGCCAUCGUCUUCUGGAGGCGGCCGCAGAGACGGCUCAUCUGACACAGUAAAGAAACAGUUCGUCUGGUCAAGUUUGAUUUUGUCGAAAAGAUGAGAAGCUAAACCAGCCAAGAUGGAGAGCAGAUCACAGACUAACUUUUUUGUUUUCUUCUCAGGUUGUACAGAAACGUGGCCUCAGAGCUCGGAUUUGACCAAUUCCACCUUUACCUGAGGCCGGUGCAGUUUGAAGUCGCUGAGCAGAAAUAUAAAACAGAGCAAAGUCCUGUUUUUAUCACCGCCAUACUUGAAGACGACAGCUGUGUGGACAGGUCCAUAACCUCUGAACGUAGUUUUUGUCGAAGAUUUGUCUCCGAGGACACUCAGACUGUAUGUGGGGUGUUUUUUACUGCAGGUUCAUCCCGUCCCACCUGCCUCUGAGCAUCCAGGAACUGGACGAGAGUCAGAUUGGGCGGUUCAGCUUCAGCUCAGAGGAGUCAGUUACUCACGUGCGUGUGUAAAUAGUACGAUCAUCCUUUGCUGAAGUUAACAGCUUAAAUCAUAAAUCAUCCUUUGACUCACUGUUUGGAUUCUCUUGUCUCCUCCAGCUCAUGACCAGACAGAGUUUAGAAAACCUGCAGGUGACUCUGGCCUGUCAGGUCGCUCAGAAAAACGCUCUGAUGAGUGCUGUGAAGCUGGUUUGUGUGUGUCACUGGGCAGAAACGUCAGCGGAGGUGUGUUUAUUUUUUAAGAUAUUAGGUAGUCAAACAAAAACACUUUUAAUGAAGCUCUUUCGAAGAGCGGUGGGGAUUUUGGCGCCCCCUCUUGACCAAAAUAUUUCAUGGAUUUUGUUCAGAGUAUGCAAAAGUAGCUUAUGUGAGGUUAUGUAACUGUCAGAUUUCUCACUCAACGUUAAAAACCUUCACAGUAAAAAAAUGUAAAAAAAAAGCUUCUUUCUGCUGGAUGUUGUAAACUACAAACAUACGAAUUUUAGGAGGCUAACGGCUAAAUUUUGACAAAAUCGCCUAAUUUGCAUAAUUUCUAAGUCAAACCCACAGCGGGGUGUCUGUAUGUGUCCGGGUUUUUGAUGCACACCGGCUACCUGUUGAGAAAAGUAACAUCGAUGCCUGCUCUCGUGUUAGAGUCUCUAAACUCCAGAAAAAGUCUAAAUCUGUAGCAAGGUGCUUUUUUGAAAACAAGUCGCUAGGGGUCUGAAAAGUCGCUAAAUUUAGCGACAAAGGUGCUAGGUUGGCAACACUGGACGCCACAGUACAACGCAUCAAUUUAGUGCAGCUACAGAGUAAAGUAUUUGGUUGAUUUUCAAAAUAAAAUAAAGUCAAUAUGUUGAACUGUUCUUCACGUGAUAAUGGGAGGGGCCAGGGUUGUGGGAUGUGGGUGUUUAUAUCAACCACUGAUCUCAUUUAAUGUCUUAUGGUGAAACACGUGAGAUCUUGGGAGAUCUUGUCCAGUCUCGUGAGAAAUAUCAGUAAUAUCGGAGCGGAUUGGAUCCGGUGGGCGCUGUAUGCUUGCGUUUUUAAUCCGCCUAUAUUUGCAGAGCAUAGCUGAUCUGCAUGUGGUGGAAUCCUGGUGUAAAAGGAGCUGUAUAUGUCCUCAAAGAUCAAAGCUGUUAUUCCUGACAUUUUUAAGUGUAACCUCAUGUCAAAAAAAUCACUCACAGGAGCUUUAAAAGAGGUGAGAAAAGUAGAAAAUAUAUAUAUAUUUUUUCUGUUCCGUUGCUUAUCUUACCACCGCACCACUCGUUGGUUUGAAACCACUGAACUUGAACAUUGAGUCGUCUAUAAAGUGAUUCUUAUUUCCCCACACUUGUUUUGUUAAAUUUAUGACUGAAUAAAUAAACCGCUCUUGUAAUGUGUUUCUUUCUCACUUCAGUCCACGAUUGAAGCCACUCAGUCUAAUAAAAAUGUAGAGUGUGACUCUGGGAGAAACACCAAAAACUCUCCACCCUCUGAAGACGCAGUAAAAGCUCCCGCCACGUCCAGAAAGAGGUAAUUUCUCCAAUCGAGGGGCAAAUAACUCUGAGGAUGAUAAACAGCUCUGUAAUUCUGCUUUGAUAAACAGAGUCGUGUUUGUUUCUGCAGGCUGAUGGAAGCUUUCGUGUCCAUCCAGCUGGAAAAAGUGGGUCUGCGUGACGAGAUGCUGAAUUCAUUUAUGGAGAAGAAACGGGCCAUGGGGGGUCUUAUCAAAACUCCAGUGAGUUACACACUGAGGUUGAUCUUCAGGCAUCUGAGCAGGAUAAUAAAUGUGAUCGUUUGUCCAUGAAGUCAAAUUCAUUCAUCUGUUGUUGCAGGAUGAAGCAGCAAAGAUCAAACGGAGCCUCAUAAUUGACUUUCUCAGGAAGUAAGCUCAUGAAAAGUGUCUGAAUUUCUUUGUUUUUAAGACAACAUACAUUUCUCCUCACUUUGGAGGAGAGCAGGUGGGAGGUAAAUUCUAAAUCUAAAUUUUUCACCCGCAGGUUCAGCUCACGGAUAUCUCAGUACUGUGUCAGAGCACAGAUUGUUGCAUAUUACCACAGCCUCAACUCACUUUUAGAGGACGUCCCCUCCGUCAGAAAGUCCUACUUCACCAUGGGGCGAGCAAACGAUCACAAAGUCAGUCCAGAGUCACAAGGAGACCUUAGUCCUGACUCCAGAGAUGACCACCACCACCAGCAGCAGCAGAAGCAGAGGUUGUUGUCUGCAGACGGAAAAACUGUCCCAGACGUGUGGUUCAUCCCUCAUUUCUCUGAAGUCCUGCACAUGUUCAAAUCAGAAAGAAUUUCAGUAAGUUUUUAUCAAUCAAUCAUAUGAUACACUUAAGUCCAUGACUGUCCUUGUUUAUUGAGUUUAAUCUGAUGCUUUUAUUUUGAAAUCCUCCCUGCUUUCUCGAAUAAAAGACUCUCCUGUUGUUCUCUUUUUGGACAGACCUGUGCCUCAGCUCUUCACCACGCUCUACAGAUAGCUUCAGCUCUUCAUGACAUACUUUAUUACCUGGUUAGUUUCUCCAGACUGGGAAACACAGAUGACCCGUUUAGAUCCAGGAGGAGAGAGGACUCAGAGGGCUCACUGUCAGCUGACUGGGGAGGACCUGAAGGAAUUGGUGAGUGAAUCUUGUCAGAAAAACCAUCACAGGUCUGUUUCUAUUUUACCUGCUUAGAUUUUGUUUUAUUAUCGGAGCCAACGCUGAUAUUGGCAUGAUCAAUUGACUCUUAAUACAGGAGCAGAGCUGCAGGAGAUCCAACACCAGGUUGACUCUUUGUCUGAUCCCAGCAGCUCAGAGUCCGUCUGCCGUCUGCUGCAGCUGCGCAGGAACGUGGUCCUGCUGCAGUUUGAUACAGCCGUGCGACACCUCAUCAGGUCAGAGUGGAGAUCAGAUCAUUUAAGUUUUGUUUUUUAUAAGACUGAUUCAUCAUGGUUAAAGGGAUAUAUCAGCGUAAAAUUAAUUUAGGGUCAAACACACUGUAACACUGAGUUAAACACCCCCUCGAGAGAUGAAUGUUGCCGACCAUUUGCUUCUCUAGUUCUCUAGUUUAAGUAACGACCGCAUGAUAGCAAUACACAACGGUCUGAGGAGCCAUAAACAAACAUCAACCAAAACGCCACUCUAUAGCCCCAAUAAUGCUCAGAACAGCACCUAACUUCAUCAACAGGACAUAUAGGGUCCCAGCCACAGCACUAGACACCAAACAUCUUUUUAACUUUGACUCAUUUCUUUAGAAAAGAGACUAAACACAACUCACCUUCUCUCUUCCAGCAGCCGCUUGUUUGUAGCGAGACCUCAGUCAGUCCAUUACAGACUACAGCGGGGUGACGCAGCUCAAGGAAGAACAUUUAUGAUCAUUACUUUAUCAUUUCCUUGAAGUAAUAAUCACCAUAUUAAUAAUUUUGCACUGCAGACAUGGUAGUUCUUCUGCCUUAUCGUCUCGGUCUGAUUGUAUUGCCAUGAAGAAAUGAUCAUAAAUGUUCUUCCUUGAGCUGCGGCACCCCGCAGCAGCCCCUAAUGGACUGGCCCGAGGUCUCGCUACAAACAAGCAACUGCUGGAAGAGAGUAGGUGAGUUGUGUUUAUUCUCUUUGCUAAAGAAAUCGGGCAAAGUAAAAAAGAUGUUUGGUGGUUAGUGCUGUGUCUGUGACCCUAUAUGUCCUGUUGAUGAAGUUAGGUGCUGUUCUGAGCAUUAUUUGUGGCUAUAAAGUGGCGUUUUGGUUGAGGUUUGUUUAAGGCUCCUCAGACUGUUGUGUGUUGUUAUCCUGCGGUCGUUAAUAAAGUUGGUAUAACUAGAGAAGCAAGCGGUCGGCAACAUUCAUCUCUCGACGGGGGUGUCUAACUCGGUGUUGCGGCGUGUUUGACCCUAAAUUAAUUUUACGCCGGAAUAUUCCUUUAAUGUUUCUUUAUGUUCAGGGAGGCGUUUCUCUCCUCACGGGAUGUGAAUUCGUAUCAAAGUGUGACCGACAACAUGGUGAACGCCCUCCCUCUGCUGAGCGACAGCAUCCGGUUUGACCUGAUGAGUCUCAAUCUCCGAGUUCCUCAACCUCUGCAGACCCGAGGCAGUCAGGUGGGACUUCAAUGAUGAGAUUUGAUCACAGGUUUUGUUGGUUUUAACUUUGAUAUUUUACCUCAGGACGUUGCCCCUCUGUACAGGCACAGAGGAUGUUUCCAUGGAGGACUUUCUUGGCCUGUCAUGGAUGGUUUCCUCUGCAUGUUUGGAGCCUCCCUCCCAUUGAAUACUGCAUGCAGGUUCAACAUCUUAAACCUGAACCAUUGAGCUGAGUCUGGAUUUAGUCUUUAGAUGUAAUUAUAAAUAUGUAAAUGUUUCUCUGCAGCUGUGUCUGAGCGGUCUGAACAAUCGCAGCAGACUGCAGGCCAACGCAGCGACUCUGGGUGUCUCUCUGCUCAUGGAGGAUGUCCUAAACAGUGGACAAGAGGCGGGGCCUGUUUAUCUCCAUGGCAACAAGGAUGACCUCCAGCAAAAUGGAAAACCUGAAGAAGUAAAAGACUUUUUUUUAAUUAGAUUAUAGUUCAAAAGGCAAACAAAGCUGCAUCUGAUCAUGAGUUGCUUGUUUCAGACGGAUAAACUCAGUGAGGAAGCUGAUGAUGAAGAAAAAGCUUCUGUGUCAGUCUCCCCUCCUCGUCUUCAGGAUCCGAUCAGGGUUCAAUCUGUGCUGAGAGGUUUCCUCCAGCUGACCAAGCAGCUUCAGGUGUUUAAGGAGAGCUGGGCUCGAACUCGUCUCGGUGUUCAAGUGUUCACAUCGCCCAGUUUGUAUCAACAGUUUGUCAAACUUUACAGGUACGAGAUCCAUCAGACACUUGGAAAACCACAUAAUAAUAAUAAAUCCCUCAAAAAUAUUCUCUUUCUUCACAGGGCAGAAAUCUUCUACCCCAGUAUGAGAGCUCUGGCUCGACAUUUGGGUAAAGAGAGGGACUAUGAGGUUUUAGUUUCAGGUAGUCAGUCUCUCCUGCCUCCUCCAGGAGCUUCAGAGGUGGAUGUGAAAACCUGGCAGGUACAGUACUCUCAGUAACUGAAUAAAACGACAUCUUGUUUGUCUUUUUAAUAAAAGUUGAUCCUCUAUCUUUAAGCUUCACAAACUGCUGGAGAGCGGUCCAGAGGAGGUUGAACAGAGAGGCCACUUUGGUGCUUUCAGAGAGGACUCGACAGGAUACAAACCUCCCCACAGGUACGGGGAAAAGCACAGGAGCUCAAUGCGUGAGUGUUUCAUGAAUCAACUGAAACUUCACUGACUGUUGUCUGUGUGCGGUCAGAGCUGUGGAAGAAAUCCACAAUAAAGUACAAUUCAUCCUCGGAGCGGCCGCAGAUUGUGGAAACGUUCAUUCAGCAGCUGAUGGAGGGAGUAGAGGAGGCUGAGGGGAAGGUAAUAAUAACCUUUGAUGACCUCCUACAGAUCUUCACAUGAAGAGUAUCUCAACUCUUGAAUCUCUUCUUCCAGCUGUGUUUCUCUCAGGAUCACCUCCAGCAGACUCUCUCUCAGCUCGGCUGCUCGGUGAUGGAGCGAGAGCGUCGCAGCUUCCUGCUGCACUCACAGUUUUAUGAACAGAUCCUCCAGCAGGAGACUCAGCUGCUGCAUCACAGGGAACAGGUACGUGAUCACAUCAUGCCCUCUGUUAGUGGACGGUAAAUUUCACCAUCUUUUUACUUACAGAGUCAUGCCAGUAUUUUCCUUUCAUGCUGUAUAAUUUCACUGUCUUCUGCUCCGUUUUAAACUUCAGGAUUUAAAGCGUCUGAAGGACUCUCAGAGCAGCAACACUCACACAGAGGUAACUGCUGUAGUAAUAGCUCUUUUUUGAUCAUAUAAAUAAGUUUGGGAGUAGGCCUGAACGAUAUAUCGUUUGACUAUCGUCAUCGCGAUGUACGUGUGUGCGAUAGUCACAUCGCAGAGCCUGCGAUAUUGGAGGUGAAUUAACUCAUUUAAUUUCAAGGGUCACCGACUGAGAUACACUCCAUGUGACUCUGCAUGUGCUGUGCAGCGAUCCACCAAUCACCUUCGUCCUUAACUCAGUUGCCAAUCAGACUCACUUCUCAGUUGCCAAUCAGACUACCCUGCCAGCUGUCAAUCAAAAUCAGGGAGGAGAAAACCCACCCCUGCACAUGUUCUGCACAUGGAGGGAGACGUGUGUCCGCUGAGAAUUACUUUCGGAACUUUACUCAUGACUAUUAAGCCCAACAAAUAAGAACUGUAUGGGUUUUAAAUUGUACAUUUCCGUGGACCACUCUACUAUAAGCAGUGCGCGUUUUGCGAGGUGCAUGCAAUUCUCGGAGGACAUGCGUUUCUCGGCACAACACCGCUAACAACAACAACAACGAUCGCAAAAUGAACAACGAACAAGCGAAAACCACCGAAAAUGAAGAUUUGUCGCCAAAAAGAAAAUGAAAGUCAGUUAUCUGGAAUAAUUUCGGUUAAAAGAAGGAUGAUGUCGACCAAAACACGUCUUCUGUGUUCAUCUGUCGCCACAAUAACGUCCCAGCACAAUAAAAGCUAAAAAUAUCUCUGAGACAGACAGAAGCCAUUCCAACAUUCACAAAAAGAGGUAAGAUCAGAGCAGAUUAACUGUCCUCAAGAUUUCAGCAGUGCAGUAUAACAUUAAGUGCUAUUCAGGUCAUCUGGUGAAAAUACUGUAUUUUUAAUAUCGAAAUAUAUAUCGCAGGGUUGAAAAAAUCGCAAUAUUAUUUUUUUCCAAUAUCGUGCAGCCUUAUUUGCGAGAGAUAUUUUUGCAAAAUGAGACUCCAAUCCUAAUUUGAAGCAGUCAGUCAGUCUGCCUCAAAACUUGCCAGCAGGGGGCAACUGAACCGUCUACACCAAGACACCGGAAAAGUGAGAUAAUGACUGAGCAGCCAAGUGCAUUUCUGACCUCAUUGAAGACUAAUGAGUCCUGUUUGUGUUGGACAGGUGUCCAACGGUGUGUGUCGUAGGCUGAUGCUGGAGAUCUCAGCGCUGCAGGCUCAGGUGGUUUACCUGGAGGAGGAGGAGAGAACUCAAGAGGAGAGACUCGGUCUGAAAUUCAGAGAGCAGUACCAGCCUUUGAUUCGACACCUCUGCUCCACCUGCAUCCAGCUGAAGGUAACACAGUUCAGCUAACUUCAGUGAAUUUACUCUGUCAGGAAAGAGUGAACAAAUUGAAGUUAUGACAUUAUCUCCUCUGUGUAUUUAAAGUCCCACUCCGAUGUUUUUUUCUACUACUAAAAGUGUUCUCAGUGGUCUUUAAAUUAUGAUUAUGAAGCUUUUACCAAAAAUCACAUUACCUGUGUCAUUUUCGCCUCUGAGUUGUGGACGGAGACAUCACUGCUCUGCACACUCGUCUUCACGCUGGCUGGCAGCCUAACUUUGCUUGUGUAGUAGAAGUGUCAGGUAACAUAGAAGCUAUUCAGCUCUCAGACACUAUAGUCUUUAGGGACAUGAUAAAAGCUAAUCAGCUUUCUUACGAGCAUUGCAAUGCACGCUUGUUCCGCGAUUGUCCUCUCUACUUCUCCGACUCUGGCCUGGCCCAUAGCGAGGCUCUGGGGGCGGAGCUUGGAUUUGUUACAUAUGAAAUCCCACUGUUUCUCAGAAAUGCGAUUUCGCACUUGUUUUCCUCAUGAUAUGUCCUGUAGUGUCAGAAAAAUGCAAAAUGAACAUAUUAAAAACAAGGAAAACAUGAUUUUUAUCGGAGUGGGUCUUUCAGCAGUUCUGUUUUUCUCUACUGUCUACGUUUCAAUUUUUGCAUCCUUUUACUCCGUAUCUCAGGGAAGACUCGAUGAGCAGCGUUUGCAGAUGGAGGAGGACAUGAGUGAGAUGAUGAACAGAGUAAGAGGCGAGGGAGUGGAAAGAAUAAUCAAACUGAAGAGGAAAUACGGCUGCACCAAAGACAACGAUGGACUCACAAACACAAAACUUCAGGUACAGAGCUGCAGAGAUUUGGAUUAAACACUAAAUCCAGGUGCUUCUUGCAGAAGCUGACUGUUUACAUUGUCUUUUCUGUCUCUUUCCUGCACGGUCAGAAAGAAGAGGUCCAUGAGCUGCAGCAGGAGAACAGGCGGCUGAGCGCUCUGCUCUGUAAACUCAGAACUCUGAGGGUCUGGAGGCAGCUGGUGGAGCAGGAGAAACUCCACCGACAGCUGCUUCAAGCUCAGCAGGUCGGCUUUAGAGUAUUUCACUCUCUGACAUUACACGCGAAGAUACAGCUCCACAACAGCAUUAUAUGGGCAGUUAUUCCAUGUUUUAAGUUGACUCAUAAGUCUCCACAUCACAUGAAGGAAGAAUAACAGCUGUAUUCAUUCUCCUUACAUGCAGAAGGAGAUCGCCUGCCGUUCUCAGGCUCUCAGAGUGAAGAUGAGAGCAGAAGAGGAGGCGAUCCUCCUGCAGGAGGAGUUGGAAGCAGCGAGGACGGAGUUAACCCGCUGUCAGGCUGAAUGCAGCCGCAACAGGACACUGCUCAACAGGAAGGUACGUGAAGUUUCUGCUGCGUGAAUGUUCAACAGAAUCAGCAAAUCUGAACCCAGAUGUGACGUAAAAUCUGUUAUAUUUAAGCUUGAAGGUUAGAAAAGUUUCUCAGAUACAUCCCCUUAAAUAACCGAUGAUUUUUUUGUCUUGACUUACAACUUUGUGCAUUUCAUACAAAAACAGGCAGAUGAAAAUCUAGAGCAUGUAGGCCAGGACGCAUCUGCAAAGAUUGCUUUGAAGCCGGGACCAAUGAAUGUUUGUUCUUAUGGUUGUUGUUCAAUAUAUUGAAUUUUUAAGGAUCCUAUUCUGGGAAACUGACUCAUUGCACCAUCAAUUUACAAAGCAGGAAGUUGAAAAUGUUGAUUUUAGUUUGGGGUAGUGAUGAGGUUUCUGUUUGUCUUUCUUUAUGAGAAUUUAUCCGGCUGUUUUGGGGUAAAAGUUAUUUUUACAAACUCUGAAUCAAGUUUACUUCGAUAAACUUUGACUUCUGUUAAACUUCAACAUCAUGAGCAAUGACAUUUCCAAAAUUUCCAUAAUGUCAGCCCCUGUGAGAGUGAGAAACUGUGAGGCUGAGCUUAUCACUAAAUCCCCGCUGACACUCAGACAGAGGAGCUGCGUGUCGCCCGGCAUCAGUCUGCUCAGGAGGCCCGGAGCCGGCAGGAGCUGGACAGCUAUCGCGUGCAGAGUCUGGAACAAAUGAGAGCGGACGUGGAGGACAGAGAGAGACGGCUCAGAGCGCUCGGCGAGCAGCUGGACCGAGGCAGCAGGAUGGACCAGAUACACCGCCAACGCAGCGCCAAAGAGAUCCGACAGGUCUGUAAAUGAUCUCUGCUGGAGUAACGUGUGUGUGUCUGAUGAUCUCCAAAAACCUCAUUGUGGAGCAUAUGCAGAAAGGGUUUAACCUUCACCUUGUAGAGGUCACUGAAGGUGUGACAUUGAUCAGCAGUAUCAUGUGAAACAAACAAUAACUCUGAUUUCUGAAACACUGAUGUAGAUGAGGGAUAAGCUCCAACAUGAGCGCAGCUUCAAACGGGGAGCCUUACAGGAAGUGGUCCGACUGCAGACCAAGGUGAACGACAUGGAGGAGGCUCUCUCCAGGAGCAUCUCUACAGCAGGUACUCUUAAAGGGCUAGUUUGUAGUUUUAGUCUUUGUCGCAAUAUAUAAGCAGUUUAUUUUUAUUUUUUGCAUUACUGUAUUUUUGCUCGCUUUAUCUUGUCCUUUGAUUGUUUUAUUUGUUUUUAUGUGUCAUUGUACAGCACUUUGGCUACCCUCAUGGUUCUUUUAAAUGUGCUAUAGAAAUAAAGUUGAUUGAUUGAUUGAUUGAAUAUAUAAGCAGUUAAUUCUACCACAGAUGAUAUACAGUGCUCAGUACACCCCUUUAGAGUUGUCAGAAAACCUUUAGUUUCUUUUCAAAAUCAACAUUUUCUAUGUCAGACUACACAACAAAAUACUCCCCCAAAUGUAGGCCGUUGAUUGCAAACAAGCUUUUUAAGUUGCAUGAAAAAAAAGCGUUUUUUCAAUUUAAAAUCAGGAUUCAAAAAUUAGUACACCCCAAUCAAAGUUCUGGGAGCAAAGCUAAGUUUUACUUACCAAAUCACCUUUAUUUUCAUCUUAUGGUAAAUAAAAUGUUUUGUUGUCAAAACUUCAGACAUUGUACUUUUGCUCAUCUAGAUAUUGAGUUCUACAUUACUUUUAAUAAGGGUGUACUGACUAAUGUUGGGCGCUGUAUAAAUGUAAAGUAUUUAUUCAGCGACGCAUCUGCUGUCUGUUUCAAACACUUGUAUAAUUUUCAUUAUUAUUAUUAUUAUUAUAACCUUUAUUUAUCCAGGUUUGUCCCAUUGAGGUCCAAGAUCUCUUAUGUAAGAGAGACCUGGCCUUGAAUGGCAGCACAUGUAUUUUCAAUACAUAAUCACAUUAAUCCUAUCCAAUACAAAGAAUACAAACAAUAAUAGAAUUUCCAAAAUUAGUUAAAAGAAAUGAAGCACAGCAGUAGUUCAGGCAGGUCACGGAGUCAAGCUAAAAGCCACAGUCAGCUAAUCUUAAGCCAGCCCUCAGUCAGCUGACAGCUCAGGUGAUCGCCUUCUUCACAUCCUAUUGGCUGAUGUCAAAAUGGCGCCCUAUUUAAACUGCUGCUCCUGCCUACUCUGCAACCACUCUGCAAACCACCUCCACCCUAGCUCCUACUGUUUAUGCUGUGUCUGAUCUUACCAUUGUCAUAUGUAUUGUCCCUGAUGCUUGCUCUGUUCUGUGGGGGGAUUUUAAUUUAUUUAUCUUUACCAGACUUUGAAGUUUCAGGUCUGAUUGCAAGAUGUUCCAUGUACUCAGAGCAGGAAAUCUAAAAGCUUUCUUCCCCAUUUCUGUUCUGACCUUAGGAACAGUAAAAUGAUAAAAGUCCUGGGAGCAAAGACUGUAGGCCUGAUUAUUGAAUCGUGAAGCCAACAUAUAAUUAAUUAAUGCAUCUCCUCUAUGACUGAUUAUAUCUGCGGAAACUUCAUCUCUGUAAAUCACAUAAUUAACUUUUUAAGCUGCUAAUGCUGUUUUCAUAACGAUAAGACGGUACAUCCUUAUUUUUACUCUAAAAUUUGAUAUUAGUUAAGAGUGAUGGUGAUAGUUUGUGGUUUCAGACCUUGAGAUGCGUGUCCUUUCAGCUUUUUUGUUUUUCUGAUUGAAUUCAGAAUCUUCUCUGUGCCUCUCAGUUUCUCCAGAUAACCGAGUCUCACAAGAGUUUCUCCGUUUACUUCUUAUGAUUCGUCUUGACGUUUCACUCCUGGUUCUAUCACAGGGCAGAGCAGGACUUAUUACACGCUGUCAGUCAGCCGAUUGAGUGCUAGAAGUCCCUCAGCAGGUACUGCACCCUCCACAGCCUCACCUCCAUCUCACAGCGUUAAAGCAAUAAUCUGUUCACAAAUCAAAACUCCUGACUUUUAUUCCUACCUGCUCAUGCGGUUCAGAAGUUAAAUUAAACCCAUCACGUUCUCCAGUAACUUUUUGUGAUGGCAUUUUAAAUUCUAUUACAGAUCGUGUUAUCGCCUCGCUGUGCGGAGAGGUAGAACUCCAUCUCUGUUCUAUUUCUGUCUCAGGUUCACGCAGGGCCGCUCAGCAGUCGGCCCCGCCGCUUGGCAGAAUCACAAACGACGGCACGCUUCAGGACUUGGCUGCAGAGAGACGACGACAGAGAGCGGAAACAGCCGGGAGCCGUUCACAGGCACGGAUAGACAGACCUAAAGCGGUGAGUUACAGAGACACAGAGGAGUACUUUCAAAGUUCAGUGAAAGUUUAAACACCUCAAACUGCUGACUUCCUUUUCUUUCCUUUUACCAAGCGAAUCAUAAAAUAACACGAUCAUGGAUGAGACUUUUAUUAUUCUAUGGCAUGAGUUUUAUUUUUGUACCUUCCAGUUGUUUCAUGCUAAAAAUUGAGCUCUGACGCUGAUUCUAAGUUCAUACAAAACUGGAUUUUUUUAAGUGCAUUUGUGUUUUUAUAGGAUUUAUUCUCUUAUAUGAUCCAAGACUGUAACUGUUUUUAAUUGAACUUAGGCUGCUGUGAGAAAAAGACAGCCUUCAUUCCCCUCAGUCUUUUUUGUUUCCCAAAGGAUCCAACUCGCCCGCGUGUCCUGACUUUACCAGACCUGUGACAUCCACCCAGAGUGUUUUAGAAAGACACCGACUUGUUUAAUAUGUACGCUGCUUUUCCACAUGAAGAACGCUCCGUUUUCAGCUGAUUUCUAAUAAAUGAUGAAUCUGAAUCCAACGAUCAACUGUGUUUUAACAACUGUAUGUCAACCUUAGUGAUGGUCAAGCUCAUUUUUAUUAAAAAGAGACAUGUCACCGCCCUCUUCGACUCUGACUGUCAUCACGCUGUAUUCACACGACAGUGCAGCACUAAUAUACUUCUCAAUCCCAGCAGUUUUACAUGAUUGUGUUAUAGUUUGUGUAAAAAUGUACUCAGCCUUUAAGUCUCCACUUUCCAAAAAUGCCUUUUGCUCACAUUUGAUUAUUUGUCUUUUUUUUUUACACUUGAUUUUUCCCAAACCGAUGCUUGCAUUUCAUGUCCAGCAAAGUGUGAAAAUAAAGAACCUGCGUGAGACUAAAAUCCGCUAAAGCUGACAGUUAGGAUACGUUCAAAGAUCAAAUGUGAAGCAGUGAUUAAAAAUCACACUGCAUGUACCAACUAGCAGCCACUUAAACCAAAUGAAGUUAUGAGGUAUCGUGUUGAGAGGUACGUGAGAGAAUAGCAAGUCACCAGAGCCUCAGUUUCCUGGAGUUAUCUAGAAAAUUCAGUGAAAUCCAUGAGUGAAAGAGGCUCAUGAUACUCAAGUCAAAAAAGUCUCCACACUGAUUUUGAUGGUGCUCAAAUACAAGGUGUAAUUCCCCCAUUAUCAACCUGACCUGUAGCAGCAUUCUCAGACCUGAUUUGGCUCCUUUCAGUCACUCCACCCUCUCUCAGAUCAGCUCUCCUGCAGCCCUGUGGUGUACAGAUACGACACAGUCCCAGCCUGGAUCUGGAACGUCUGUCCCUGGAUGUGGUGGUUGGAGAUCUGCUGGCUGGUCUGGCUGAUGGAGAUGGGCUGGCUGCUCUGGCUGCUGAUGUGAAUAGCCUGGUUGUGCUGUUCUCUUCCCGCCUGCCCCUGUGAAGACGCCGGCUGCUGCAUCACCUGCAGCUGCUGGACGGGUCUCUGUGUGAUCUGAAGGGGCUGCGGGGGGCCGUGUUGCGCCUGCAGGUGCUCCAUGGCUUCUUUACUCAGUGUGAUGACAUGCAUCUGCUCGGGCUGGUGCGUCACCUGACCCUCCAGCAUGCUGAUAGUCUGGAUCUGAGGAUUCUGGUCCGCCAUGCUGCCCUGUGUGACCAGAGCAACGUUCUGUAUGUUACCUGCUGAUUGGGUGAGGAGGGUGAGUCUGGAGUGGGCUGAUUCUGCGCUCUCCCCCUCUGUGGUGAUGAUGCUGAUCUCUUGGUUCUGACCCUGCACAAAGUUAAUGUUGUCCACGUCUGCGGUCACCACCAGCUGGAUUUCCUGUUCAGAGGAGGAGGGCAGCUGGUAGGGCUGCAGCUGCAGGAUGUUUCUCACCUCCUCCUGCGGUGCUGCAGCCUCUGCUUCUGCUGCCCCUGGCGGGUCCUCCGUCGCUGAAGCUCUUUCCUUGUUGUGGGUUUUGGUGUGUGUUUUCAGGUUGUCCAGGCGGGUGAAGGAGAGGCUGCAGAAGGAGCAGGUGAAAGGUUUCUUCCCUGAGUGAGAAGCGACAUGUCGACGCCUGGCACUGGGGUCUGAGAAGGAUUUGUUGCAGAUGUUGCAGUCGUACGGUUUCUCUCCUCUG
Xyrichtys novacula (pearly razorfish) is the source of this 22802-nucleotide messenger RNA. The record is from the annotation of a GenBank genome assembly. Lineage: Eukaryota; Metazoa; Chordata; Actinopteri; Labriformes; Labridae.